AUGCCGCUCAUCGACGCCGCCGCCCCGCCCGCGCUGGACGAGCAGGGUGCCCAGUACGUCGUCUUCUUCGCUUCGGGCCAGCCCUCGUGGUGCCCGGACUGCCGCGACGCCCUGCCCGCCCUGCAGGCCGUGUUUGGCGGCCAGGACGCCCCAACCGCCCACCUCGUCCGCGCCGGCGAGCGCCCGGAGUGGCGGGACCCGAAAAACAAGUACCGCACACAGCCCUGGGGCAUCACCUGCCUGCCCACCGUCGUGCGGUACGAGAGUGGCAAGGAGGUGGCUCGGCUGGGCGAUGUCGAGAGCCAGCAGGAGUCGGCGCUGAGGAAGCUCAUCAAGUAG
This is a messenger RNA of Microdochium trichocladiopsis, 339 nucleotides long. Its product is annotated as thioredoxin-like protein. The transcript has 2 exons. Bases 1 to 339 code for a protein of 112 amino acids. The record is from RefSeq and is a predicted model, not a curated record. NCBI's taxonomy places the organism in Eukaryota, Fungi, Ascomycota, Sordariomycetes, Xylariales, Microdochiaceae. Gene Ontology annotation, cellular component: cytosol. Gene Ontology annotation, molecular function: protein-disulfide reductase [NAD(P)H] activity.